This is a messenger RNA of Penicillium atrosanguineum, 1911 nucleotides long. RefSeq names its product putative bifunctional fatty acid transporter/acyl-CoA synthetase (FAT1). Bases 1 to 1911 code for a protein of 636 amino acids. Gene Ontology annotation, molecular function: long-chain fatty acid-CoA ligase activity; long-chain fatty acid transmembrane transporter activity. The record is from RefSeq and is a predicted model, not a curated record. NCBI's taxonomy places the organism in Eukaryota, Fungi, Ascomycota, Eurotiomycetes, Eurotiales, Aspergillaceae. The transcript is spliced from 5 exons.
AUGGAAUUCUUCGCUGAAGCUGGCGCGCCCGCUGUGGCUGUUGCUUCUGCCAUUUCGGUGGCUGCAGGUGCCUAUUUGAAUGCAAAGCUCUCGAUCUCCACCGAUCUCGCUACAAUUUUCAAUGAUAGGGCCUUUGGCAAGCGCUUGGGAGAGCGCAUUGGCCAACUCGGCGAGUCGGCGACGAUCUACAAGAUGCUUGAGCGGGUUGUCGAGGUUGAAGGACAGGGAGCUGCGGAUGCGAUCUGGUUCGAACAGAAGACAUGGUCUUAUACGCAAUUGAAAGAGUUGGCCGACCGGCUUGCAGCUCUGCUACAUAGCCGGGGAUUAAAAUCUGGCGAUAUGGUGGGUGUGUACACGACCAAUUCCCCUGAAAUGGUGGUUUUGCUCUAUGCACUCUCAAAAUUGGGUGCGGUGGCCGCUAUGAUCAACACCAAUUUGCGGGAUGAUACCUUCAUCCACUGUCUUAAUGUCUCCGGCUCAACAUCGAUCAUUUCUACGCCCGAUAUGUGUCAAUAUGUUUGCGGGGACUUGCCUCAUUCGACAUUCAACCUUACUUCAUUCGACGGCGUUGAAACUGGUGCGACAGAUCUCGUCACCUUCGAUAUUCUCCAGCAGUUCUCUCCGUCGGGAAUAAAACCCGCCAAACGCAGUCCAAAGGAUCUCACAGCCUUGAUCUACACAUCGGGAACUACCGGAAAACCCAAAGCAUGCGCUGUACGAAACAUGAUGGCUCUGAUCACAUCCACACCUCUAUCAUCAGACUUCAACAACAAGUCUAAAUAUUACCCCAUGCGAACAUAUUCAUCUCUCCCCCUCUUCCAUGGCACAGCGUUCUUCACCGGAUGCUGUUACUCCGUCGGAAAUGCAGGAACUCUCUGCCUGCGACGCAAAUUCUCAGCCUCGCAAUUUUGGAAAGACGUCCAUGACUCGCGAGCAACCCGCAUUCUAUACAUCGGUGAAUUAUGCCGGUAUCUCCUGGCCACACCCCCCUCUCCCUACGACAGCAACCAUAACUGUAUCGUUGCAUCGGGUAACGGUCUACGAGGUGAGAUCUGGGAACGCUUCCGUCAACGAUUCGCCGUGCCGGAGGUGCGCGAGUUCUACCGCUCUACCGAGGGAUUGGCUAAAUUCGAUAACCAUGGAGUUGGCUCUUGGGGCGUUGGCAAGGUUGGAUUUUCAGGUCCGAUCCGCCGGUUCUUGGAAGAUGAUACAUUCAUUGUUAAAUAUGAUACUGAGACUGAGAUGCCCUGCCGUGAUCCCACGACGGGGUUUUGUAUUCGUGCUAGCUUGGGCGAGGAAGGUGAGGCCAUUGGUCGUGUUCGCGACCGCGGGCUCUUGACGGAGUAUCUGCACAACGAAGAGGCUACGGAGACGAAACUACUUCGUGACGUCUUCGAAAAGGGCGACCUUUUCCAGCGCACGGGUGAUCUCGUACUUCAAGAUCAUUCUGGGUGGGUUGGUUUCCGUGAUCGCGUUGGUGACACUUUCCGCUGGAAGGGCGAAAAUGUUAGUGCAGGUGAGAUUCGUGAUCAUAUUUGCCGAAUUGAGGGUGUUCAUGAUGCCGUGGUGUAUGGCGUGAAACUUUCCAGCUAUGAUGGCCAAGCUGGUGCUGCUGGUAUCACUUUGGAGGAGCACUCAUCAGCAGCCGAACUCCACCUUAUGUCAAACCUUUACAAUGAGCUGAAGAAGAGGGGUGUUCCCUCAUAUGCUCUACCGCGUCUAGUCCGAAUUACCGAAAAGGUUGCUACCGGGGCCACCUUCAAGCAAGCAAAGGGUGAUUUGGUAAAGAAGGGCUGGGAUCCCCGUAAGGGUGGAGAGGGUGACACGAUGUACUGGUUGAACGGUACGAAGUACCAAAGAUUGGAUGACCAGGGGUGGUCCCAGAUUGAGACCGGGGUGGCCAAACUGUGA